Molecule: messenger RNA, 2516 nt
Organism: Orycteropus afer afer
Lineage: Eukaryota; Metazoa; Chordata; Mammalia; Tubulidentata; Orycteropodidae
Source: RefSeq, a predicted model, not a curated record
ACAGCAAGCCAAGAUGGCAGAGUAUUGCCGACUGAUAUUUGGGGAUGCACUUCUCAUGGAGCCACUGGAAAAAUACCCACUGGAAGCUGGAGUUCCUCUUCCAAGCCCUAUGGACUUGAUGUAUAAAAUUCUAGUGAAAAAUAAAAAGAAGUCACACAAGUCAUCAGAAGGAAGUGGCAAAAAGAAGCUUUCGGAGCAAGCCUCCAACACGUACAGCGACUCCUCCAGCGUGUUUGAGCCCUCGUCUCCGGGAGCAGGGGAGGCUGAUACGGAGAGUGAUGAUGAUGACGAUGAUGAUGACUGUAAAAAGUCUUCCAUGGAUGAGGGGACUGCUGGGAGUGAGGCCAUGGCCACAGAAGAAAUGUCUAACCUGGUGAACUAUAUUCAGCCAGUCAAGUUCGAGUCAUUUGAAAUUUCAAAAAAAAGAAAUAGAAGUUUUGAAAUGUCUUCCUUCGUGGAAACCAAAGGGCUCGAGCAGCUUACGAAGACCCCAGUGGAAUUUGUAGAAUAUAACAAAAUGCAGCUUAGCAGAAUAUAUCCAAAAGGAACACGUGUGGAUUCAUCCAACUAUAUGCCUCAGCUUUUCUGGAAUGCCGGCUGUCAAAUGGUUGCACUUAACUUCCAAACAGUGGACUUGGCUAUGCAAAUAAAUAUGGGGAUGUAUGAAUACAAUGGGAAGAGUGGCUACAGAUUGAAGCCAGAGUUCAUGAGGAGACCUGACAAGCAUUUUGAUCCAUUUACUGAAGGCAUAGUAGAUGGGAUAGUGGCCAACACUUUAUCUGUUAAGAUAAUUUCAGGUCAGUUUCUUUCUGAUAAGAAAGUUGGGACCUAUGUAGAAGUGGAUAUGUUUGGUUUGCCUGUCGACACAAGGAGGAAGGCCUUUAAGACCAAGACGUCACAAGGAAAUGCAGUAAAUCCUGUCUGGGAAGAAGAACCCAUUGUGUUCAAAAAGGUGGUGCUUCCUUCUCUGGCCUGUUUAAGGAUAGCAGUUUAUGAAGAAGGAGGUAAAUUUAUUGGCCACCGGAUCUUGCCAGUGCAGGCAAUUCGACCAGGCUAUCACUACAUCAGUCUGAGGAAUGAGAGGAACCAGCCUCUGAUGCUGCCAGCUGUUUUUGUCAACAUAGAAGUGAAAGAUUAUGUACCAGACACGUAUGCAGAUGUAAUUGAAGCUUUGUCAAACCCAAUUCGAUAUGUGAAUCUGAUGGAGCAGAGAGCUAAGCAACUGGCUGCCUUGACCCUUGAAGAUGAAGAAGAAAUAAAGAAAGAGGCUGAGCCCGGGGAAACACCAUCCGAAGCUCCCAGUGAAGCCGGGACAAUUCCAGCAGAAAAUGGAGUGAAUCACACUACAUCCCUGACACCCAAACCACCCUCCCAGGCUGUGCAUAGCCAGCCAGCUCCAGGGUCUGUAAAGGCACCUGCCAAAACAGAAGAUCUUAUUCAGAGUGUCCUAACAGAAGUGGAAGCACAGACUAUUGAAGAGCUAAAGCAACAGAAAUCAUUUGUGAAGCUUCAAAAGAAGCACUACAAAGAAAUGAAAGACCUAGUUAAGAGACACCACAAGAAGACCACUGACCUCAUCAAAGAACACACUACAAAAUACAAUGAAAUUCAGAAUGACUACUUGAGAAGGAGGGCAGCCUUGGAAAAGACUGCCAAAAAAGAUAGUAAGAAAAAAUCGGAACCCAGCAGUCCAGAGUCAUCAACGAUUGAACAAGAUCUUGCUGCACUGGAUGCAGAAAUGACCCAAAAGUUAAUAGACUUGAAGGACAAGCAACAGCAGCAGCUGCUUAAUCUUCGGCAAGAACAGUAUUACAGUGAAAAAUACCAGAAGCGAGAACAUAUUAAACUGCUUAUUCAGAAAUUGACAGAUGUGGCAGAAGAGUGUCAGAACAAUCAGUUAAAGAAGCUCAAAGAAAUCUGUGAGAAAGAGAAGAAAGAAUUAAAAAAGAAAAUGGAUAAAAAGAGGCAAGAGAAGAUAACUGAAGCCAAAUCUAAAGACAAAAGCCAGAUGGAAGAGGAGAAGACAGAGAUGAUCCGAUCAUACAUUCAGGAGGUGGUGCAGUACAUCAAGAGAUUAGAAGAGGCACAAAGUAAACGGCAAGAAAAACUUGUAGAGAAGCACAAGGAAAUACGUCAGCAGAUCCUGGAAGAAAAGCCCAAGGGGGACGGUUCCUCCUCAUUCUUGUCGGAAACUUGCCAUGAGGAUCCCUCUGUUUCCCCCAACUUUACUCCCCCCAACCCUCAAGCUCUCAAGUGGUGACCACCAUCCUUCCAGCCAGCUGCAGAUGGAACUAGAACAAGAGUACCAAGACAAGUUCAAAAGGCUGCCCCUGGAGAUUUUGGAGUUUGUGCAGGAAGCCAUGAAAGGGAAGAUCAGUGAAGACAGCAAUCACAGCUCUGCCCCUCCCUCCCAGGCCACAGACAUUGGAAAACUCAACCACAAGCCUCCCUCCAGUGAGGAGUUAGAAGGAGACAACCAAGGAAAAGAGUUUGAUACUCCUCUGUGAUUGUUUCUG